AUAAUAUACCAUACACCAACUGAAAUCCGCCAGCUUGUUGGCAUCGCCGUCGCCAAUGUUGCCUUACGCCACCAUCCACGAGGCCGAGGCCGCCCUCGGAAGAUCCCUCUCUACCGCCGAGACCCUCUGGUUUAAUUACUCCGCCACCAAGUCCGACUACAUCCUCUACUGCCACAACAUCAUCUUCCUCUUCCUCAUCUUUUCUCUCUUCCCCUUCUACUACCUCUUCCUCGAAUUCUUCUUCACCAAUUCCGUCGCCCCUUUUAAAAUUCAGCCCAAAGUCAACCUCUCCUUCUCCGACACUCUCCGCUGCUACAAAUCAGUCAUGCGCAUGUUCUUCCUCGUCGUCGGCCCGCUCCAACUCGUCUCCUAUCCCUCCAUUCUGAUGAUAGGAAUAAGAACCGGAUUGCCACUGCCUUCAUUGUGGGAAAUUGCAUUGCAAUUGGGGGUUUAUUUCCUUGUGGAGGACUACACAAACUAUUGGGUCCAUAGGUUUCUGCAUUGCAAGUGGGGGUAUGAGAAAAUCCACAAGGUGCAUCAUGAAUACACUGCUCCGAUUGGAUUUGCUGCGCCGUAUGCUCACUGGGCCGAGAUAUUGAUCCUCGGGAUCCCGUCUUUUCUGGGGCCCGCAAUGGUCCCCGGGCAUAUGAUUACAUUCUGGUUAUGGAUUGCUUUGAGGCAGAUUGAGGCUAUUGAGACUCACAGUGGGUAUGACUUCCCUUGGACUCCGACAAAGUAUAUUCCAUUUUACGGUGGCCCAGAUUACCAUGAUUACCAUCACUACGUUGGUGGGCAGAGCCAAAGUAACUUUGCAUCAGUAUUCACCUAUUGCGAUUAUAUCUAUGGCACUGAUAAGGGAUAUCGCUACCAAAAGAAAGUUCUUCUACAGCUACGUGAGGGGGUUAAAACAAAGAACGGGCAGAAUGGACUUUUGCACGACCAAUAUGCACAAAGCCAUAAAGAGGACUAGCUUCUGGAUAAAUUAUUUUGGUCCAACGGCAUAUCUAAGUCUUCUUCUUUGCAUCCACAUCUUGUCGUUCUUAUCAUUCAGAACGGCUUUGCUUGGUGCUCAGCCGGUAGGUUUCCGAGCUUUUAUCCUUGUGUAGUUUAGGAAAAGACAUAACGUUAUGGUUUGUGGUUUAUACUUUGCUAUCUAUGUAAUUUUGGUAUAAAUUGCUUGCUUGUUUUUUUAUAUUUUGUAGUGUUAAUUAGGUUUAUAUGGAAGGAGGCUUUGGAUUUAUCUUGUUUUAGUAUGCUAAUUAUAGAGGAUACAUAGUUUCAAAUUUCUGUAUAUGCAUAUAUUAAUCAGGUUGAAUCAGCUUGUUUGAUAGUACUUUA
This is a messenger RNA of Salvia splendens (bonfire salvia), 1338 nucleotides long. RefSeq names its product methylsterol monooxygenase 1-1. Gene Ontology annotation, biological process: lipid biosynthetic process. The transcript is spliced from 5 exons. Lineage: Eukaryota; Viridiplantae; Streptophyta; Magnoliopsida; Lamiales; Lamiaceae. Gene Ontology annotation, molecular function: oxidoreductase activity; iron ion binding. The record is from RefSeq and is a predicted model, not a curated record. The coding region runs from base 56 to 970 and encodes 304 amino acids.